UUAGCUGGUGUUAGAAUGGAUGACGACUGCAAUGGCCAUCCCCACUUGUCAGGUAAGUCUAUGGAGGGCAGGGCAUGGACAGUCCUUUGUAUUGGCUGAUUUACUGAACUUAUGGUUGUGACAUUAUCGAGAUGGCUGAAUGGACUGUCAGUAGGCCUACAUCAUUUUGUGUGUGUGGACUGCAGGCAGUGGAGACUCUUCGAUGGAGAGGGAGUUUUCAGGGGCCCUGGGAGGCCCCACAGUGAGCACCCCCAACAGCCAGCACACUUCCCCCAGCCGCUCUCUUAGUGGUCAGUUCCAAUUUGUUAAUUCCUUUGUUGUUGUUGUAGUAGAAGUACUGAACUUUAUUAUUCCCAAGGGAGAGUAUGGCAGUUGGUUUUGUGGCUCAGAUGUUUUUAUUUUACUUUAGCAAGCACAUCCGUGUCUCUGCUCUCAUCAUAUGUCCCUCUCCUGGUCUAAACCCUGUCUCUCUCCAGCCAACUCCAUAAAAGUGGAGCUGUACAGUGAUGAGGAGGCGGGCCGCGGCACGGGGCCAGAGGAUGAGAGAGGGGACAGGGUGGAGGAGGAGGGGGGUUCUGAGCAGGGAGGAGAGGCCGGAGGAGGGGGCUACAGGGAGCUGGCCAGUCCAGAGCCCAUGUCACCAGGAGGUGCCAUCCGGCUGCCCAACGGGAAACUCAAGUGUGACAUCUGUGGGAUGAUCUGCAUCGGGCCCAAUGUCCUCAUGGUGCACAAACGCAGCCACACAGGUGACUGAUCAAUUGAUUGAGUGAUUGAUUGAUUAGUCCUUUAUACAAAAAUAUGAGGUUAGUUUGUUGAGCAGAUCUGCCCCGAAACCAGGUUGACAUUGUAAUUUGGGCACGUGACUGGGAAUGAAACUGAUUUCAAACUGGUUUGUAAUUUGGUUUGUAAGGGGUCGGGUGUAUAAACUGGUAUGUGCCUCCUCCAGGUGAGCGGCCAUUCCAGUGUAAUCAGUGUGGGGCCUCUUUCACCCAGAAGGGGAACCUGCUGCGUCACAUUAAGCUGCACUCGGGGGAGAAGCCCUUUAAAUGCCCCUUCUGCAGCUACGCAUGCCGCAGACGGGACGCUCUUACAGGCCACCUCCGCACUCACUCAGGUGAGAGGGAUACACAUACUGUACACACACUUGGGUGAGGAAAAUAGGGUCUGAGUUGAACAUGUCAGUUCCUGAGCAAAAUACAGAGUUCUGUAUGUAUUCAAGGUAUGUUGACUUUAUCCCUGUCUGUCCCCAGUGUCGUCUCCCACAGUGGGGAAGCCCUAUAAGUGUAGUUAUUGUGGCCGCAGCUACAAGCAGCAGAGCACCCUGGAAGAGCACCGUGAACGCUGCCACAGCUACCUGCAGAGCCUGGAGACACAGCAGCCAGCCAACGCUCACACUCAAGGUAGUGUAGAAAUAAUACAUACACACAUACUCACACACUGUAUGUUACUGCUUCUAUCUAUGGUGUGAUCAUGUCUUUUAUAGAAGAGGAGCUGAGGGACCUGGAGUUCAUGCCUGACAACCUGCUGCAACCUUCCUCAGACAAGAUGGCGUUCAUCGAUCGGCUGGCCCACAGCAUCACCAAACGCAAGAGAUCCACACCACAGAAAUUUGUAGGUAAGCACUUAAUUGGAAUUUGUUUAUGGGGAGGUGAGCAAAGACACCGCUCACACACACAGGUAACACAAAGGGUACAAGAUCAUUCAUGAGAUCAGGUGUCAGUUUAAAAAUAAUGACCGACCUGCACAUCACUAGUUCCUCCCUAUGAGUUGUGGUACAGUGUGAUUCCAUGCCUUCUAUCUGCCCUGCAGGACAGAAGCACAUGCGCCUCAGUCUGGCCGACAUGCCUUACGAGCUCAGCACCGCCUUCGACAAGGAUGGGGAGACGCACCACGGUGGUCUGGAGCAGCAACACUACACUAGCCUGGGAGGAGGGUACCUGGGGGGACAAGGAGGUGGAAGUGGUGGUGGAUCUGAAGGCCUCCGACCCCUACGGUUGCCUCUCCCUCACCCCUCCUGCCUGUCGGAGCUCCGGCCGGUCAUCAGCUCGGCUCACACCCCCAUGGCUACACAGGGGCCGAGGCUGGACUGCACUGGGGCCGGGGCUGGCCUAGGGUCCACGGGUGUGGGGGGCAGGGAGGCUGCAGAGGGCCACGAGGACCUGCCUCCUGGCUGCAGCCACGGCCCGUCACCUAGCAACGGUUGCCAGGACUCAACGGACACAGAGAGCAUGCCGGAUGAAGUGUUUAGCAGUGUGGCGCCUGCCCUGCCGCUCAAUAACAACAACAAUCACCACAACCUCCGCCACCUCCACUCCAACCACCACCCUCCUCCUCCGCCCCUACUGCACCACAGGGGCAUGGACAGCCCAAGCCACACCAAAGACAGGGAUGGAGAGAGGGACAGGGAGGAGGGUGGCCACCCUGUUGUCCCCCCACCUCCUGCCCUGGCCCCAGGCUCCCCUACCUCCAGGCAGGCGUUUCGGGUGGUGGACGGAGAGGGGCACACAGUGCGCUCCUUCCGCUGUGAGCACUGCCGUGUGCUCUUCCUGGACCACGUCAUGUUCACCAUCCACAUGGGCUGCCACGGCUUCCGCCAGCCCUUCGAGUGCAACAUCUGUGGCCACCGCAGCCAGGACCGCUAUGAGUUCUCCUCCCACAUUGUCCGUGGAGAGCACCUGCCAGGCUGA
Messenger RNA from Coregonus sp. 'balchen', 2687 nucleotides. The record is from the annotation of a GenBank genome assembly. NCBI's taxonomy places the organism in Eukaryota, Metazoa, Chordata, Actinopteri, Salmoniformes, Salmonidae.